Molecule: messenger RNA, 1515 nt
Organism: Aureobasidium musti
Lineage: Eukaryota; Fungi; Ascomycota; Dothideomycetes; Dothideales; Saccotheciaceae
Source: the annotation of a GenBank genome assembly
AUGUGGAGACGAACAUAUCUCUUUCUGGUCGUCCUGCGCCUCUACCUGGCUUUGUCCCCCAGCUAUAUUCACCCGGACGAGCAUUUCCAAGGGCCAGAAGUCAUCGCAGGUCGCGUUUUUGGAUUCGCUUCCCACUUGACCUGGGAAUUUACUUCGGAUAGCCCAAUCCGCAGUGUGUUCCCUCUCCAGAUCUUCUAUGGCCUGCCCUUGAAUCUGCUAAAGUGGAUCUGCGAUGGCAUCGGUUAUCAUACCAUCUCACCUGCGACUAUGUACUACACUCUGCGUGCCUUGAUGUUUAUCUUGAGUUUCGUGUUUGAAGACUGGGCUCUUGACGAACUCAUCCAUACCCCUAAGGAACGUCGUAUGGCCCAAAUGCUGGUCGCUUCAUCAUAUGUUUCAUGGACCUUUCAAAACCAUACCUUCUCGAAUUCAGUUGAAACCUUGAUAGUACUGUGGUGCUUGGUUUUGAUCAAUCGCAUCAAGGAGGACAAAUCGCAUACCCGUGUUCUGCCUUCUGCUCUCCUUGCCUUCUUGUGUGUCCUAGGCACUUUCAAUCGCAUCACAUUCCCGCCAUUUGUCUUGAUACCCCUUCUGCAGCUGAUUCCACAUUUUCGCCACAGGCCUAUUUCGCUCCUGGUCAUGAUCGUAACAGCUGCAGCAACAUUACUGUUUGCUAUUGUUACCGACACUGAGUGGUUCCUCCAACAACGAGUACACUUGUCACAACUACGAGAAGUCGCCAUCAUCACACCUCUCAAUAACUUGCUUUACAACCUGGACAGCAGCAAUCUUGCCAAACACGGUCUUCACCCAUACUAUCAGCAUGUAGUAGCCAACCUGCCCCAAUUGCUUGGACCUGCACUUCCUCUGAUCUUCUUUUCGUGCCGAAUGGGAAUGCCGAUGUACUCUGCAGGUUUCGGCAUCUUGGCUCUGUCGUGUCUCAAACAUCAAGAAGCACGUUUCUUAUUGCCAGCAGUCCCUCUAAUCUUAUCCAGCAUCAGAAUACCACACCGUAUGCGUAGCGUCUGGAUCACUGUUUGGAUAAUCUUCAAUGUUUGUCUGGGUCUAUUGAUGGGCGUUUUCCAUCAAGGUGGCGUUGUGCCAGCACAGCUCUGGGUUGGCAAACAACAAGGGAUACAGCAAGCUUUGUGGUGGAAGACGUACAGUCCACCAACCUAUCUUCUUGGUGAAAACCAUCAAGGCUUGGUCACCAGAGACCUUAUGGGCAUGCGUGGCGACAAGCUCUUAGAAGAGUUGAAGUCCAAGGUUGAUUGCGAUGCCAAAUCCACUACACUCUUGCUGGCACCGCUCAGUGCGACAUUCCUUAAUGCGUACAUCACUCAGAACGGCACAUCUUCAGCAGCUUCAGAGAUCGCCCUCGAGGAGGUUUGGCGUUACAGAAACCACCUCAAUCUUGAUGAUAUGGACUUUGGGGACGAUGGUGUUUGGCCGACUCUGAAGCGCAUGGUUGGAAGGAGAGGGAUUGGCGCAUGGAAGGUGACGAAGAAAUGCUAA